AUGACGGUUUCCACGCCAACAUUACCGACGAAGCAGAAAGCUGCCGUUUACAACUCGCCAGGAUCUGUUUCUAUCGAGAUUGUGGAAGCUGACAUCCCUGAGCCAGGCCCAGAUGAGGUCUUGAUAAAUUUAACCCAUUCUGGUGUCUGUCAUUCCGACCUCGCUAUUAUGACAAAUAGUUGGACAGGCCUUCCACCGGCCCCAGUAGGACAAGUUGGCGGCCAUGAAGGAGUUGGUCGUGUCGUGAAGCUAGGUUCGGGAACAGCCAGCUCUGGCAUAAAGAUCGGGGACAGGGUUGGUGUGAAAUGGGUGGCAAGCGCUUGUGGAAACUGCGAACCAUGCCAAAUGCAAUUGGACAGUCUUUGCUUUAACCAGAAGGUGUCUGGAUUUUACACUCCUGGUACUUUCCAACAAUAUGUCCUGGGUCCUGCAAAUUACGUGACCAGGAUCCCGGAUGCAGUGGAGUCUGCUCAAGUCGCGCCUCUACUCUGCGCAGGACUUACUGUCUAUUCUGCUCUUAAGCGCAGCUUAACCGCGCCUGGGCAGUGGGUCGUCAUCUCUGGCGCCGGGGGUGGCCUAGGACACCUGGCAGUUCAAAUUGCCAGUAAGGGGAUGGGAUUCCGUGUCAUUGGUGUUGACCACGGAACAAAAGCAGAUCUGGUCAAAGAUUCAGGCGCCGAACAUUUCGUGGAUAUUACCAAGUUUCCUGCAGAUGACGAUGGUGCUGCGAUUUCAAACCACAUCAAAGCUCUAACUGGAGGACUUGGGGCUCACACCGCCAUUGUCUGCACUGCUGCCAAUAGUGCUUACAGCCAAGCGGUUCAAUUCCUAAGGUUCAGCGGUACUCUGGUCUGUGUUGGAAUUCCAUCAGGUGAAUCAAAGCCAAUCGCUAGCGCUUAUCCUGGGGUUUUGAUAGCCAAGCAAUUGAAGAUUAUAGGAUCGGCAGUUGGCAAUCGGGUUGAUGCCGUUGAGCUGUUGGAAUUCGCUGCUCGGGGGAUAGUUAAGGUCCAUCUACAGAUGGUGCCAAUGGAGGAGCUUGCGCAAGUUUUCCAGGAUAUGAAGACAGGAAACUUGCUUGGAAGAGCAGUGAUUGACCUCUCUUGA
Penicillium concentricum is the source of this 1104-nucleotide messenger RNA. Its product is annotated as zinc-dependent alcohol dehydrogenase. NCBI's taxonomy places the organism in Eukaryota, Fungi, Ascomycota, Eurotiomycetes, Eurotiales, Aspergillaceae. The record is from RefSeq and is a predicted model, not a curated record. The coding region runs from base 1 to 1104 and encodes 367 amino acids. Gene Ontology annotation, molecular function: oxidoreductase activity. The transcript is spliced from 4 exons.